Messenger RNA from Vollenhovia emeryi, 1102 nucleotides. RefSeq names its product SUN domain-containing protein 3-like. Gene Ontology annotation, biological process: nuclear envelope organization. The record is from RefSeq and is a predicted model, not a curated record. The transcript is spliced from 3 exons. NCBI's taxonomy places the organism in Eukaryota, Metazoa, Arthropoda, Insecta, Hymenoptera, Formicidae. Gene Ontology annotation, molecular function: protein-membrane adaptor activity. The coding region runs from base 633 to 923 and encodes 96 amino acids. Gene Ontology annotation, cellular component: meiotic nuclear membrane microtubule tethering complex; nuclear envelope.
UCCUCUCUCCAAAAGAAUUGCCCCUUCUCUCGUUACAUUAAAAUUAAGGUAAUGUAAUCUUGUUUCAAUUAUAGAUACUUAUCGUGGGCAAACGCUCGACACAAUCGAAAUUGGAGGAUCGUGCGGUGGCCGUAUCGAAUACCAUGGAAAGGCCCUAUCGUAGCGCAUUCGUUCAGCGAUUAGCCAAUGGUAUUGUUGAUAUUUAAGAACGUAAAACUAGUAUUUUAUAUAAUAUUUAGAAGUAUGACUAUUGAUAAUUUUUUUUAUUGUUAUAGAAUCCAAACGGAGGAAGUUGUGGCAAACCGUUGGUUUGGCUCUGGACCGUUGUACAAAAAUGAUAUACCUUUUUUUUGUAAGAGUGUUCGUAUUCGCUGCCUGGUUGUUGAGUCAAUUCACUGGCGUUAGGAAGUGGCUGGAAGCGGGGGAAAGGCCCGAAGCUUCUUUGGAUCACGCUUCCACCGCUACUGAUUUUGCUUCGUAAGGAGCAUAAACAAAAACAUCAUUGAGUUCCAUUUUCUGAUCCACGUGAUAUCUAGACCGAUCCAAACGCAGCCUUUGUCUUCUUUCUGUUUCAGGGGCUUGCAUCGCGCAGAGGCAUUUCACUUUCGCCGAAUCUCCGUGCAAUAUCGAAAAUGUGUCACCGAAACGAUCUAUUUCCCGGAUACCUCAUAAUAAAAUUGCGAUCUGCCAUUUAUCUGACUGGCUUCACUCUAGGGCACAUCCCCAGAAGGAUUUUGCCGAACGGAGAUAUAUCGAGUGCGCCCAGAAAAUUCAAAGUCUGGGGAUUGUUGAGCGAGAACGAUCUCGAGCCUGUGAUGUUUGCCAUGGCGAGUACGAAUUCACGGCGAAUUCUGACGAAAGUUGGCAAUAUUUUCCAGUUCAGAACACAGAGAUCAAGAGUCCAUACGAAUAUGCAGAAUUGAGGAUACAGAGCAAUCACUGGGGGCUAUAUUGCACGUGUUUGUGCAGAUAUCGCGUUCACGGGAGAUCAAUAUAAUUAGGAAUUGAUCGCGCCAUGGUUCCUCUUCACUAAACAUUCGCAAGAUCGUUCAAGCAAUAGCAAGAAACGAGCCACAGCUCUACUCAAAUACGUGCCUUCAAC